Molecule: messenger RNA, 1752 nt
Organism: Dendrobium catenatum
Lineage: Eukaryota; Viridiplantae; Streptophyta; Magnoliopsida; Asparagales; Orchidaceae
Product: hydroquinone glucosyltransferase
Exons: 1
Coding region: 54-1439 (461 amino acids)
Molecular function (GO): UDP-glycosyltransferase activity
Source: RefSeq, a predicted model, not a curated record
GGUUCAUCUGUGUAAGUAAAUAUAAACGACGCCGAAAACGAGAGACAUCAAUUAUGCAAGCCAUGGAGCAAAAGAUUAAAGCUCCCCAUGUCGUCCUCCUCGCAAGCCCCGGCAUGGGCCACCUAAUCCCCAUCGCCGAGCUCGCCAAACGCCUCGUCAUCCACCACAACUUCACCGCAACAGUUGUCACCUUUUCCGGCUUCUCUUCCCAAUCCCCGCAUCACCUUUCCCUCCUCUCCUCUCUUCCCGCCGGCAUCACCUCCCUAUCCCUCCCUCACAUCUCAAUCGACGAUCUCCCAUCUGACGCCCGUGCUAUGACCCCCAUCUCCACGACGAUUGCUCGCUCCCGCCCUCUCCUCCACGACAUCCUUCUCAACCUCAAGUCCUCCGGCACCCUCGCCGCCUUCGUGGUUGACAACCUCGGCCUCGCCGCGCUCCCCGUUGCUAAGGAAAUCGGCGUUCUUGGCUAUCUCCUCUUCACGUCCUGUUUCACCAUGCUCUCCGUAGAGCUCCACCUCCCUGAACUCUUGGACACGGUCACCUGCGACCUUCGUGACCAUCCCGACCCGCUUAGGCUCCCGGGCUGCAGCGAGAUAAGAGGCCGAGAUCUCCCCGAACCGAUACGCAACAGAUCUCACCCAGGCCACCGGCUCGCGAUAUAUCAGUCCAGUGUCUACAAGGAAGCCGCCGGCAUUUUAGUGAACAGCUUCGAGGCAUUGGAGCCGGGACCCGCGGAGGCCUUGAAAUCCGGAAGCCCGCCCGUUUAUCCAAUCGGGCCGCUGGUUAGGGCCCGGCCGUUGGAAUCCGCCGAUUGCUUGCGAUGGUUGGACCGGCAGCCGGAAGCGUCAGUUGUGUUUGUGUCGUUUGGCAGCGCGGGAGCGGUAUCGCGCGCGCAGGCGGAGGAGAUAGCGCUGGGGCUGGAGAUGAGCAAGAACCGAUUUUUAUGGAUGGUGAGGGUCGCCGGACAAGGGGAAAUUCCGGCGGCGCGAGUUUUGCCUGAGGGGUUCGUGGAGAGGACGAAGGAGGUUGGGAUGGUGGUGGAGGGAUGGGCGCCGCAGAUGUCGGUGUUGGGACACGUGGCCACCGGCGGGUUUAUCUCUCACUGCGGGUGGAAUUCGGUGCUAGAGAGUUUGGUGAAUGGGGUGGCAAUGGCGGCCUGGCCGUUGCAGCACGAGCAGCCGAUGAAUGCGAGGAUGCUUGUGGAGGAAGUGAGGAUUGCGGUGAGGGUGAGGAUGGGUGGAGAGGGUUUGGUGAGGAGAGAGGAGGUGUGUAGGGCGGUGAGAGAGUUGAUGGAAGGGGAGGAAACUGGGAAAGUAGCGCGGGCGAGGGCGAGGGCGAGGGAGAUGAGGGAAGCGGCGGCUAAGGCGGUGGAAGAGGAGGGGUCGUCGUGCAGGGCGUUUGCAGAGGUGGUCGGGCAGUGGAGAUCAUGUCUAAGUUAAGAACCAUGAUAUCUAAUGAUCAAUAAAGAUGCGUGUUAGGGUAAGGCAAGCAAGCUUAAUUGGCACAAGAACUCAAGAAGCAUGAAAAGAGUAGAAUAACAAAAUUAACUUGUGCUUGCUUAUGUAGCAUUUGUAUUCGUUGUCUAAAUUGUGCUUAACUGUCUUCCAUUUUACUAGUUGCUAGGUCUCUCUCUGUCUCUGUCACAUUGCAGCCUAAGAAAAAUCAAUAACGAUUUGUUUGUUUUCUCUAGUACUGUUUGUCUCCGCUUUCUCCAUAUUCUAAGGCAACUGUUUUCACGGUGUUUGCUUUAAA